AUGGCUGGCGCACGUUUGGAGAAGGUCACCAUGCAGGAGCAUAUGGCCAUCAACGUGAGCCCAGGCCCCAUCCGCCCCAUCCGCCAGAUCUCCGACUACUUCCCCCAUUUCUACCCCUUCGCUCCUGCCCUUCUCCGUCCCCGGCCAGCCCCCCUGCCUGCACUUCCCAACGGUCCAGCCCCAGAAACAGCCUUGGGUAGCCCAAUGGAGGAAAAUGGAACCCCAACAGCAAAGCCUGGAGGCUCUCAGCUUCCCCAGUGCCUGGAGGAGGAGCAGGAUGGAGACUCAGAUGAGACCACUGCUCUGGGCUCCCUUGAAUUCACCCUCCUCUUGGACCAGCAAAACUGUGUCCUGCACUGCACAAUCCAUCGGGCCAAGGGUCUGAAGCCCUUGGACUCAGGCUCCAUCGAUACCUUCGUGAAGGCAAAUCUGUUGCCAGGAACGAGCAAGGCAAGCCAGCUGCGGACCCGAACGGUGCGGGGCAGCCGGGGGCCGCGCUGGGAUGAGACACUUACCUACCACGGCUUCACCUGCCAGGAUGCCGGACGCAAGUCUCUUCGGCUGUGUGUGUGUGAGGAGUCCCGCCUGCGGAGGCGGGCAGAGCCCCUGGGUGAGCUCCGAGUGCCCCUGAAGAAGCUGGUGCCCAACCUGACCCGAAGCUUCAACAUCUGCCUGGAGAAGAGGCGCUUGACCAAGAGGCCCAGCAGCCUGGACACUGCCCGGGGCAUGUCCCUAUAUGAGGAGGAGGUGGAAGAGACUGGAGAGGAGCGGGGCCGGAUUCUGCUGUCGCUGUGCUACAGCUCCCAGCGGGGGGGCUUGCUGGUCGGGGUCUUACGCUGCGCCCACCUUGCCCCCAUGGACGCCAAUGGGUAUUCGGACCCCUUUGUGCGCAUUUUCCUCCGACCAAACACGGGUAAGAAGUCCAAAUACAAGACGACCGUCCGGAAGAAGACCCUGAACCCCGAGUUCAAUGAGGAAUUCUUCUACGCGGGCCAGAGGGAGGAGCUCGCCCAGAAGACCCUGCUGGUGUCCGUGUGGGACUAUGACCUGGGCACGGCCAACGACUUCAUUGGCGGGCUGCAGCUGAGCAUCAACUCUACCGGGGAGAAGCUUCGGCACUGGAGCGAGUGCCUGGCCCGCAGCGACCGACGCCUGGAACUGUGGCACCCGCUGGACGGAGCCCCUCCCCAGCUUGGCGACUAG
This is a messenger RNA of Vombatus ursinus (common wombat), 1203 nucleotides long. Its product is annotated as double C2-like domain-containing protein gamma. Gene Ontology annotation, cellular component: membrane. Bases 1 to 1203 code for a protein of 400 amino acids. The transcript is spliced from 10 exons. Lineage: Eukaryota; Metazoa; Chordata; Mammalia; Diprotodontia; Vombatidae. The record is from RefSeq and is a predicted model, not a curated record.